This is a messenger RNA of Prosopis cineraria, 531 nucleotides long. RefSeq names its product DNA repair protein RAD50-like. Gene Ontology annotation, cellular component: Mre11 complex; condensed nuclear chromosome. The coding region runs from base 1 to 531 and encodes 176 amino acids. The record is from RefSeq and is a predicted model, not a curated record. Gene Ontology annotation, biological process: double-strand break repair; chromosome organization involved in meiotic cell cycle; telomere maintenance via recombination. Lineage: Eukaryota; Viridiplantae; Streptophyta; Magnoliopsida; Fabales; Fabaceae. Gene Ontology annotation, molecular function: double-stranded telomeric DNA binding; G-quadruplex DNA binding; single-stranded telomeric DNA binding. The transcript is spliced from 5 exons.
AUGACUAUAUCUGGUGUCCUUUUCCUGGCAAGUGAACCCCCUCCAGUUGUUCGAUUGAAUCUUAACCAUGACAGACUAAUCAAUGUGAUGACAACAUCGUGUCUGGAAUUGUGGCAGCAAACUUAUAGAGGACAAAAUAUUGACUACAUCAGUAUCCAUUCAGACUCUGAGGGUACUGCGACCCGUUCCUACAGCUACAAGGUUCUCAUGCAAACUAGGGAUGCAGAGUUAGAAAUGAGAGGAAGAUGUAGCGCUGGUCAGAAGGUCCUUGCGUCCCUUAUCAUACGGGUGGCUUUAGCCGAGACGUUUUGCCUUAACUAUGGAAUUCUAGCACUUGAUGAACCAACAACAAAUUUGGAUGAGCCCAAUGCUGAAAGUCUGGCUGCAGCUCUCCUGAGGAUCAUGGAGGACAGGAAAGGUCAGGAGAACUUUCAGCUAAUAGUAAUUCCUCACGAUGAACGAUUUGCUCGGCUAAUUGGUCAACGCCAACACGCAGAAAAGUACUAUCGUGUCUCAAAGGAUGACCAGUAA